GACCCUUCUGCCCUUCCCAGGACGAACCCAAUGGCUGGGAAUCAGAUGGGUGGGACUGGGGGAGUCCUGGGGCCCAGCUGCCGCCCUGCCCUGCCCUGCCCUGCCUGAUGCCGGCGUUUGCCACCCUCCGUGCCCAAUCGCCGCGGAGUGGACUCCCAGCAGUUAACUUGGAAUGACAUUGGGAUUUCAUCAUUAGCAUUCGGCGCCGGAUUGACGCAGGCAGAAGCACCGCAGCAGCAGCAGUAGCAGAGGCCCCCGCUGGCUCUCGAGUCCCGCCGGCUUGAGUGGCCGGGCUUCUGGGGCACAGGCAGGGCGGGUGCCCCCUCCCCGUUUCCCUCCCUCCUCCCUUCUCCCGCCUGCCUUCCCCCAUGCCAUCGGCCGAUUUGGAGCCACUCCGGAGCGCGGUGUGAACGCAGCCCCGACGACGGGGACAGAGCAGGAAUCAUGCCGGAGACCGGACAGGACUCCCCCAGCAGCCAAGCGCAGCCCCCGCAGCAGCAGCAGCCGGCCCCGCCGCCGCCGCCGCCUCCCGCUCACCCCAAGGAGUCGCCUUUCUCCAUCAAGAACUUGCUCAAUGGGGACCAUCCCAAGGCGCCUCCCAAGCAGCCGCGGGCGCUUUUCCCCCCGGUGGCCAAGGGGGCUCUCGAGGGGGCCGGCUUCGCCCUCUCGCAGAUGGGGGACCUCGCCUUUCCGCGCUUCGAGAUCCCGGCGCAGAGGUUUGCCCUGCCUGCGCACUACCUGGAGAGGUCCCCAGCCUGGUGGUAUCCCUACAGCCUGACCCCCGCUGGAGGCCACCUACCUAGGCCAGAAGCUUCGGCGGAGAAAUCGCUCCUGAGAGACUCUUCGCCGGCCUCAGGGGGCACAGACAGAGACUCCCCGGACGAGCCCUUGCUGAAGGCCGAGAGGGAGGCGAAGGAGCUGGACUCCAAGAGUCCGGACGAGAUCAUCCUGGAGGAGAGCGACUCGGAGGAGGCCAAGAAAGAGGAGAGCGGCGCCGAGGACUGGCCCAAGCGGGAGGCCUCUUCGGAGGGCAGCCCGGAGAAGAAGCCGUGCCGCAAGAAGAAGACGCGCACGGUCUUCUCGCGGAGCCAGGUCUUCCAGCUGGAGUCCACCUUCGACAUGAAGCGCUACCUGAGCAGCUCCGAGCGCGCCGGCCUGGCCGCCUCGCUCCACCUGACCGAGACGCAGGUCAAGAUCUGGUUCCAGAACCGGCGCAACAAGUGGAAGCGGCAGCUGGCCGCCGAGCUGGAGGCGGCCAACCUGAGCCACGCCGCGGCGCAGCGCAUCGUCCGGGUGCCCAUCCUCUACCACGAGAACUCCGGCGCCGACAGCGGCGCGGGCGGAGCAGGCGGCGGCCCCACGGCGGCCAGCGCGCCGGUCAGCCAGCCGUUGCUCACGUUCCCCCACCCGGUCUACUAUUCGCACCCCGUGGUCACCUCGGUGCCGCUGCUGCGGCCCGUCUGAGGACUCCGCCUUGCUCAGCCGGACAGGGGACAAGCCAGGGAGGGAGGGAAGGAAGGAAGGAAGGGAAGGGAAGGAAGGGUGGGGAGGAAGGCAGGGUGGCUUGCUGAGAAACCCGCUUGCGAGAGAGCCGCCCGCCCCAGCCAGCCAGCCAGCCUCUGCCAGCCAGGCAUCUCAGGCCAAGAGAGCGGCCCCCUCCCAGGAGCAGCUGGAAAGGAGCAGCGGGUCUGUGAGCAGGCGCCCAUGCCUCGGUGCGAGCCACCACCGACGACGAGGCCAGUCCUGGAGACUUGCCCGCCCUCCAGCCCUUCCGCUUUGGCGCGGGGCGCGGGGGAACAGGAGAGACAUUAAACACAGCAGCCACGACGAAAGAGCCACUCUCCGUAGGCGAGGGCGAGGGCGAUCAGAACGCGCCUCUUACUUUCCGGUUUGUUUUCAUUUCUUCCCCCCACCCUUUUUUGAAAGGAAAGAAAAAAGAGGAAAGGGGGUGAGGUUUCGUGGGCUUUUUGCGCGCAAAAGAAUAGAGCCCUCGCUUUUCUCUAGAUGGUGCCAAAUGCUAAUCAGAAAGCGGAGAGAAGAUGGGGUCUGCUCGUUUGGAAACCUCACCCACAGCUUGCGCUUCUGGUACCCUGUGAAAUCAGAGUCCAGUUCGGACUCACUGCUCCCGAAUCUCCAGUUUUGUUUGUAUCUUCGAGGCUCUUUGGGAUGGAACUUUAAUCCCGACCGAGAAACGCAGCCCUGUCUGUUCCUUAAAAGCUUCAACGGUGUACACUUUUUACCUUAUUUAUGAAAUUUAUUUUAUUCUAUUCCAAGUGAAUGUUGUUUUCUUUUAAAAAGAAAAAAAAAGGAUAUUGGGGUUGGAGCUGUAGUUCUUUGCCUUUUCCUCCCCUCUCUUCUUCAAAAAGGUCCUCCGAUUUGUACCGCUGACCUGUGCAAUAUUGUACAAUUCUGAAAGCACUGUCUUUUUGUUUGGGUUUUGUUGCAGGGAGGGUUGUGUUAAAAGGGCGAUGAAAGGUUGGGUUUAUUUUUCACUGUAUACUCUUUGUGAGGGAGGGGGAGGAAGUGCACAAAAUUAGGGGGGCGAACGAAACGCAGUUGCUACUGAAUUCCAAACUUCAAAAGAGGUCGCGUGUGUGGGGCGCUUUAAGUGAUGGACAAUCAAUCAGUCUUAGACGAAUUGUAACUUCUUUGUUAUUCUGUACAGUUUUCUUGGCAGUUCCAAGGAGUGCGUGGGUUUUCAUAGACCGGCCUGAAUGAACUCCAAUUCUUUCGUGUCUGUCCUUUCUCACCUGUUGUCUGAUCAAUUAUUUCAGGGCCUCCCCAGAUAUAUUUCUCCCCUUUUCCUCUCCCUCUUUAGCAGGGUCGUCGGUCCUAUUUUUAAAAUAAAAUUAAAGAAUUGUUAUAAUAAUUCAAUGUCGUGGUUGGAGAAAA
Messenger RNA from Hemicordylus capensis (graceful crag lizard), 2892 nucleotides. It is a transcript of the gene HMX3, whose product is annotated as H6 family homeobox 3. Gene Ontology annotation, cellular component: nucleus. NCBI's taxonomy places the organism in Eukaryota, Metazoa, Chordata, Lepidosauria, Squamata, Cordylidae. Gene Ontology annotation, biological process: regulation of transcription by RNA polymerase II. The record is from RefSeq and is a predicted model, not a curated record. The transcript has 3 exons. Gene Ontology annotation, molecular function: DNA-binding transcription factor activity, RNA polymerase II-specific; RNA polymerase II transcription regulatory region sequence-specific DNA binding. The coding region runs from base 445 to 1464 and encodes 339 amino acids.